Molecule: messenger RNA, 1014 nt
Organism: Lycium barbarum (goji berry)
Lineage: Eukaryota; Viridiplantae; Streptophyta; Magnoliopsida; Solanales; Solanaceae
Product: CASP-like protein 4B1
Exons: 3
Coding region: 202-771 (189 amino acids)
Source: RefSeq, a predicted model, not a curated record
AUGACGACAAAAACAGAGCUGUCAACUACAGCAAAUCAAACCAGAGUAGUUCUAGUUUUCUUGUCUCUCUGAAACACUUCUCAUCCUUUAAACCUCCUCUUCUAUCCCCUUCUUCUUUAUUCUUCUACACACUUCUAUCAAUAAACCUUUGACCUUUUUUACCCUUUCUUUGUUUAUUAUACCAAUAAUUCUAAGAAAAAAAUGACUGAUGAAAAUGUCCAUAAGGUGUCUGAAGCUUCGGCAAACACUCAAGCAGCAGGAAAUGGAGAGAGUCAGGUGGCUGCAACUGAUAUAGUGAGGAGGUGGAAGAGAGAAGAUUUGGUGAAGAGGGGUUCUUUAAUUUUGCACGGACUUGCUUUGGUUUUCUCAGUGAUUGCUUUUAUUGUCAUGGCUAGCAAUACUCAUGGUGAUUGGCAAAAAUUUGAUAGAUUUGAAGAAUACAGGUAUGUGUUGGCUAUUGCAAUUCUGUCCACGUUAUAUACAGGAUUGCAAGUACUGAGACACAUUCAUGAACUUUCAACUGGCAAGGAAUCAUUUUCACGGCGGAGAUUAGCUUUAUUUGGCUUCUUUGGUGAUCAGGUAGUAGCAUACUUGUUACUAUCAGCUGCAUCAUCUGCUGUGCCACUGACAAAUAGGAUGAGAGAAAAUAAUGACAACCUAUUCACAGAUUCUUCAGUAGCAGCAAUUAGCAUGGAAUUCUUGGCAUUCUUUGCUCUGGCUGUAUCAGCUCUCAUUUCUGGACAUAAGCUCUCAAAUAAAUCCUACAUCUGAUGAGACUUAAAGAUAUUCUGUUAGAAAUUCUUUGAAUUCCUCUGUUUGUUAUCAGAAUUACUUCAUUCUUCCCAUGUACAUGUGUUAUUCUUUUUCUUUUUCCUUUUCAUUAUGUAUAUAAUAUGUAUCAUAGGUUUGAACAGUUUGCUUGAAAUUAAACAUGUGUGUUAAAAUUCAGAGUGCAACUUGAUCUGUAUGUAAAAACAUUUUUGUCAUUAAAAGAGUGCUCUUGUUUUGCAUGGA